This is a messenger RNA of Drosophila mojavensis, 10754 nucleotides long. It is a transcript of the gene Rbcn-3A, whose product is annotated as dmX-like protein 1. Gene Ontology annotation, molecular function: protein binding. Gene Ontology annotation, cellular component: RAVE complex. Lineage: Eukaryota; Metazoa; Arthropoda; Insecta; Diptera; Drosophilidae. Bases 179 to 10573 code for a protein of 3464 amino acids. The record is from RefSeq and is a predicted model, not a curated record. The transcript has 15 exons. Gene Ontology annotation, biological process: vacuolar acidification.
ACACCGUUCGAUACUACACUAGUCGAUAGCGUCCAUCACUAUUUGGCCUACAUUUUUAUGUAAUGUCACUCAUCACUUUGUUGUCGUUUUACAAAGAAAAAUUCGUGCUAGUAACCAAACCAAAGAACCAAGAAUAUUACUUUGUGCGCUGUGAUGUGAUAUCCAAUUGUAACAAAUAAUGAAUUGUCAUCAAAUAUUGAGCGGUGCCUGCAAUGCAGGUGACCGGUGCUUCGCCAUUGGCUCCGUGGAAGGCAUACCAUUUACAGCAUAUGCCGCCGGCUGUAAUGUGGUCAUUCUAGCGAGCACUUUCGAACGCGUCCAGAUCAUACCGGGCGCCAAUCAUGGCUAUGUGAAGAUAUCGGCCCUCGACUGUAGCACCGAUACGGGCAAGAUAGCGGCUGCCUAUGAGAAUAAGAUUUGCAUUUUCGAGCCGACGCCAGUGAUUGAGUCGGUCAAACAAAAUACACACUUUCUAGACUACAGAUGGGUGCAAACGGGCUCGUUUACCAGCCAUUCGAAUGUGGUGACAUUGUCGUGGAACUUGGAGGGCACACGCCUUCUAACAGGUGGCACGAAUAUACAGCUCUGGAAGAGCAAGUCGCCCACACACCAGGAGGAGGAGCACACAGGUGUCAAGUUCGAGAUUGGCGAGAGCAAGGAGACCAAACCGUCGUCCAAUUCGCAAGCUGAUGAUGUAUCCACGUGGGAGAACAUAUGGUCCUGCCAGACGGCCAUACCCAUUUACCAUAUGGCAUUUAGUCCCGAUGGCACACUGUUUGCCACCUGCGGCCGCAACGAUCGUCUAGUCAAGAUCUGGUACGAGAAUAAGCAGGUGCUAUUCCCAUCGAAGGCGGCGCACGAUGUCGCCUCGGGCUCCGGUGUCGGCGGCGCACUCUCAGCUGGCGAUUUAAAUUUCACAUAUGUGUACAUCGCACAUCCGCGCGCCGUCUCGAACAUUGUGUGGAGAAAGACAAGCAAAUAUAUGCCCAAGGGCUCGGUGGCCAAUAUGCUGGUCACGUCGUGCCUGGACAACAUUUGUCGCAUUUGGAUUGAGACGGUGCUGCCGGACGAUGGCAUGGUCAAUAUGACACAGUACGAUCCGCUCGCCUCGCAGAAUCCCAAGUUUCGCACGCACCGGCACAAGCAUCGAUUUAUGCAGCGCUUGAAGCACAUGAAGACCUGUUUCCACUUGCGUCGCCACAUGAAGGCUGGCGCCACUGCGUCCGCAGUGGUCGGUGGCCAGGGCAUUGGCUCGUUGCCAGGCAGCUCGGGCAGCGGCGUGGGCGGUGCUGGUGGCGGCGGUGCUGGUAGUGGCGCCGCCGCUGUCAUGGGCAGCUCACCGGCCAGCUUUAGCAACUAUCAGGGCCCGAUACCAUCGUUGCCCUCGUCGUGCAGCGUGCACGAUUUCCAUUCGUAUGGGUUUCAGGGAUCCGGCGUAACGCCCGGCAUGCAUUUCCAUUUGGCGGCAUCGAUAAACGCCGAGACAGACAUACCGCUGGUGCCGUCGAUGCAAACCUCCGAUCCGGCCAAUCAGAACGUCUUCAUAUUGCACUGGCUGAACAACAAGGAGAUGCAUUUCACACUCCAAGCGGAGGCCAUACUCCAGGAGCUAACCAAGAAGGUGAUCGACGAGGAGAACGGCCUACAUGCAGCGGGCAGUCAUACAGCUGGUGCGGCCGCCUCCUCGGGCGUCGAUCUGCCCGAUGAUGCCCAGCAGUCGCACAGGAAAUUCAUGCGCAACUCCAAGUCCGUCUCGGUGGACGACAGCGGCGAGGAGUACAGCAAGUAUUCGCAGCACACGGCUGCCACUGGCGCCGGUUUGCAUUUGAAUUCCAUGUCGAACACAACAUCGCAGAACUCCCUCAACCAGGACCAACACAACCAGGUGCCACAGCUGACCGAUUCGCUGGACAAUAAGAUUGAGUGCCUGCUGCGUGACUGGCAUCAGAGUCCGGAUUUGCUAUUCGCCAUCCAUCCGGUCGAUGGCAGCUAUUUGAUAUGGGUGAUCGAGUGGCUGGACGACUACUAUCCCGGGUCGUACAGGCAGGCGCAGGUGUCGUUCUCGACACGCAUACCGUCGGCCUUUCCACUGGGCGACGCCAUGUCCAUGUCCACCACGGUCAGUCUCUUCAACACGGGCACCAAUCCGCUGGCCUUCCGGGACAUUGCCAACAAUGUGCGCAGCAAGGAUGAGUUCCACAAGGGCGGCAGCGAUCAGAACUCGUUGCGUAGCGAUCAGAACUCCAACCAGCAGUUCGACAAGCAUGACGAGCACGACGAGGAGCAGGAUCGCGAGCAGCAGGACGAUGAGGACGAUGGCGAUGCUGCCGGACAGGGCCAGCAGGAGGAUGGCGGGGAGCGCAGCGCUGCUGGUGCUGCUGGCAGCAACAGCUCACAGGAUUCAGCAGCUGCUGCCGCUGCCGCCGCCCUCGGCUCCGCCCUGCCCCUGAACGUGUCGCCAUCGGUGUCGAUGGUGACGAAGCACUCGAACGGCACGCUCAACCUGUGGCAGCUGACGUUCGCCUUCAAGACAAAGUUCACACAAGUAUUAAGCAUCGGCCAUGUCAGUCGCGCGUCGGGACAUCGCUUCCGUGUGAAUGACAUCACCUGCCAUCCGGUGUUGCCGCUGCUCGUCUCCACCUCGCAUCACAAUCUGUCCGACACGGAGGCCAAGUCCCCGAUGUCGCCCUACGAGCACCCACUCGCUGGCGGCAGCGUUGGAGCGGCCUCUUCCACUGCGUCUGCUGCCGCUGCUGGCGGCGCAGGCGGCGCAGGCAGCGCCUCUGGCAGCAGCACGCCCAACGGCGACAAGGAUAUAUUUACGCCGACCGGCUUCUGCUCGGAAUUGAUCUUGUGGCGUGUGGACUCGGUGGGCCCGCUGUGCCACUCGGGCGGCGUCAGCGAGCUGGCCCGCAUCAACUCACCAGAGAUAUCCGCCUUCAGCAAUGUGGCCUGGAUACCCACCCUGUUGCCGAGCACCACACUGGGCAGCUAUAGCAAUUCGCCGUCGGCUUGCUUUGUGGCCAGCGACGGUGAGAAUUUGCGUGUCUAUCAAGCCGUCAUUGAUGCGCGCACCCUGCUGGCGGAGAUCUCGUGCUCGGAGAAUCUGAACACGCUGCACAAAUCCCAUUCGCUCUCCUCGAUGAUCUCGAAUGCCUCGUCCACGCUGAAGGCGCAACGCUCGGCGCUCCACGACAAGCUGAAGGUCGUCUCGCAGCAGUCAACAGCUCGGCCGGGCUGCAUCCUGCAGCUGGAUGCCAUCUCGGAUGCGAAGCACGACUGGCAGAACACACAGUUUCUGCACGUGUUCCAGGCGCAGCUAAUUACGGGCGGACAGCGCACAUCCGUGCCGGACAUGCACGACCUGGAGGAGCCGAAGAUGAAUGCGCUGCUCGAGUCGGACAUGGACGCCAUUGUCGAUCUGCAGCGCAAUGUGGACUUCGAGGAGCCCUUCUACAUUGUCAACAUCGAGAAGACGCUGCGCGGCAGCACGAUUCACAUGUGGCGCAUUGUCAUCAGCUCGAAGCAGCAGAGCUCGUUCCUCUCGGAGACGGCCAUGUAUGUGCCGGACAGCAACCUGACCCAGGAGCCGGACGAUGCCGACCAGAAUACGGGCCAGCCGCGACGCAUGUCGCAGGGCGCGGAGACACUAACGGGCGCCGAGCACUUUGGGCCGCACGUGGAGGCGCCGCACAUCUCGAUUACCACGAAGAAGGUCUGCACCCAGGAGCUGCCCCUGCCGGAGGGUGUGGAUGUCAUUCAUGCCUCCCCGGCGGCCGGGCACCUGAGCAGCUCGAGCAUUUAUCCCGCUUGCUUUGCGCCGUACAUCAUUGUGACCGCCUGCUCGGACUCCAUAUCGCGUUUCUGGAAGUGCGAGCCCGCCGGCAGCGAUGCCUACCACUGGUCCGAGUGGAAGAUGUUCAGCCGCAUCCAGCAGUCCGCCAUCGAGAUACCCGGCCAGCCGCUGAACAUCAGCGCCGCCUACUCCGGCCGCAUUGCGUGCGCCUAUAAGUACGGCAAGAGCUUCACGCGUCCCAAUCGCGGCGAUCCGGACUCGCGCUACGUCAAUCUCUGCGUGGCCAUCUACGAGUGCGAGAGCAGCGGCGGCAGCGAAUGGGUGCUGGAGGACACGAUCCAUCUGAAGAACGUCCACUUGCCGCGCAUCAACAUUGGCCACGGCAUCGAUCUGAGCUAUCUGCACGACCACCGGCUGCUGGCCAAGAAGCAGCGCCUCAACCAGGUGCUGCACACCUUCGCCCACGACCAGGACAGCCGUUCGCCACGCAGCGGCGAGACCACGCCGGAGCUGGCCACGUCCAAGCAGUCGGCUGCGGUGGGUCUGCUCACCGUGCCCAGCUUCAGCACGCUGCAGUCGCUGAGGAAGAGCAUUGCCGAGAACGGGAACACCUGUCCGCUGACCCAGAAGCACUUGGUGCAGCUGGACUGGGUAUCCAAGGAGGAUGGCUCGCACAUCCUGACCGUCGCGGUGGGCAGCAAGAUCCUGUUGUACACGCCGGUCAGCUCGGACAUUGCCCAGGCGAACAUCAAGGCCAUGAAGGAGUCGCGCUCCGUGAAUCGUCCGAUAUUGCGCAAGGCGAGCUCCCUGGCUCAGCCCAAUUUUGUGGACGAAAUACGUUGGAUGAAGCUGCGCCAGAUUGAUCUGCAGACGGCCGAUGGUCUGCCGCCGUUGCCCAUGCAAAUCUCUUGGGUGCGCGACGGCAUUCUCGUCGUGGCCAUGGACUCGGAGAUGCACGUCUACUCCCAAUGGAAGCCCCACUACGGCGCCCACUACAUGUCCCCAGCGGCGGCGGCGGCAGCGGCUGCAGCCGGCAUGGACGAUAUGACCGACACGCGCAACCUGCGCGACGAAGAUCUGCGCUCCCUGGCCAACGAGUCGACGCAGAUGCGCCUGAAGAAUGUCGCCUCGAUGCCGCUGAUCAGCAAAGUGAGCACGGCGAAUCUGCAGCUGCUGUCGCAGCGUCGUCUCGCUGCCAACAGCAGCAUGGCGACUAUGAAUGGGCAUGGCCAGGAUGGCGUGGGUGCUGGAUUCGGGGGCGAUGCACCGCCCAAUGAUGAUUAUAUGACGGACUUUGGCCUCUUCCAGGCGUCGCGCAUUGCGUGCCCCGUGCUGCCGCAAUACCAUCCCAAGCAGCUGAUGGAGCUGCUCAACUGCGGCAAGAUCCGCUGGGUGAAGGCGAUCCUGGCCCAUCUGGUGCGCUGCAUGAGCGGCAGCGGCAGCAGCAGCUCAACCAACGGGCUGCCCAACGAUGAUGACGGCAGCCUCAGCGGCGGCGCUGGUGGCGGGGGCGGAGGCGGUGCCGGCGGCGGUGCUGGUGGCAGGCAGCGCAGCUGGUCCCGUUCGCGCACCCUCAGCAUCAGCUAUACGGCGGACACGAGCAACAUUCAGGCGGAGCACCGCGGCAGCACCACCCAGAUACCGGAGGAGCUGAUGCUCGACUAUGCGGAAAUCAAUUCGAUACCACCUCUGCCGCUCUGGGUGCUGCUCAAUGCCGAUCGCGAGCAGCCGGGAAAGGCGACGAAUGCGGGCGAUGGGGACAAGGAUUACGAUGAGCUGUUCGACAUGCACAACUCCGAUGACAAUUUGGACGAGCUGCUCUGCGAUGGCGAGCAGAAGCGUCAGGAGCGUCGGCUCUCGCUGCCCGACAAGCACUCCAUCUCGCAUUUCGGACCGCGACAGGGCCAGCUGCUGUCGCGCCUAUUGACCCACACCCAUUUGCCGGGCCUGUCGUCGCUGGAUCAGAUGCAUCUGCUGGCGCUGGCCGACACGGUGGCCACGUGCAACACGGACUUCUCGGACAAGUUUGCCGCUGACAUGGGCAAGAACCAGGGCCAGAUUGGCACCGGCGCCGGCAUUAGCGGCACCAAGGAGCAGGCCACCGAAUCGCUGGACGAUUGCGGUCUCCGCUUCCUGCUCGCCAUGAAGCACUUCACGUAUUUGCUGCGCUGCCUCCCGCUCCAGCAGCGGGCGCAAUUCCAGCGCCAGGGCGUCGGCACAGCGAACAUCGUGUGGGCCUAUCACUCGGAGAGCGAGGAGGAGCUGCUGCAUCUGAUACCCAGCUACACCAAGGGCGACCUGCGCUGGGCCACGUUGCGCGACCUGGGCGUCGGCUAUUGGCUGAAGAACAUCAAUACGCUGCGCCGCUGCGUCGAGAAGCUGGCCAAGUGCGCCUAUCAGCUGAAGCAGGAUCCACUGGACGCGGCCAUCUACUAUCUGGCCAUGAAGAAGAAGUCGCUGGUGUGGGGCCUGUUCCGCUCGAAGCGCGACGAGAAGAUGACCACAUUCUUUGGCAACAACUUUGCCGAGGAUCGCUGGCGCAAGGCGGCGCUGAAGAACGCCUUUGUGCUGCUGGGCAAGCAGAGGUUCGAGCAUGCAGUCGCCUUCUUUCUGCUGGCCAACUCCCUGAACGAUGCGAUCGAGGUGUGCAUGAACAAGCUCGAGGAUUUCCAGCUGGCCCUGAUCAUUGCGCGACUCUAUGAGGGCGACGCCGAGGGCAGCUACUACCACAAGCUGCUCAAUGAGCAUGUCCUCGGCACGGACGUGGAGACGGGACGAUGCGAUCUGACGCGUGCCCAUCCAGAUCCCUUCUUGCGCUCCAUGACCUACUGGAACCUGAAGAAGUACCAGGAGAGCCUCAACACCCUGCUCCUCAACGGCGUGGGCAGUCUGCAUAGCAGCUACCGCGAGGAGGACUUGCUGCGUCCAGAGUCGCCGCAUGCCACCAAUCCGAAUGUAUUCAAUUUCUACAUCUAUUUGCGCACCCAUCCGCUGCUCAUCCGGCAGAACAUUGCCAUCUCGGCGCAGGAGAAGCGCAUCGCGCACGUGGUCCUCUCGGGCUUCAGCUAUGCCGGCGAGACAAGCUCCAAGCCGCUGGCCUCCGAUAAGCAGCUGCAGCUCGAGGAUUCGAUUACGGCCAUCGAGCGUCAGCUGUACUUUACGACAGCCCACGGACACUUCAAGUCCGGUUGCCCGGCCUUGGCACUGGAGGUGCUCAACAAGCUGCCCAUGAAGAUUAGCGACAGCGACGCGGCUCCAGUCUCGAGCAGCUGCAGCGUCGCCGACACUGGCGAGCAGGUCGGGGCCAAGGAUGAGCUCAUCAAUUCGGGCAUCAUGGAUCAGUGGCAGUCGUCGGCCAAGGCCGAUCUAUUCGAUUGGAGCGCUCCAGUGAGCAGCGUCGGGGAGACCAAGUUCGAGAUCAAGUGGGACGACGAGGACGAGGAAGACAACGAGAACGACGACGAUGGGGAUGGUGAAGUGGCGGCAGCAGCGACUAAUAACGACAACGACAACGCUGAUCGAGAUCCAGAGCUGGCCACCCCGCAGCCGGGCAAAGCCAGCCGGACAAACGAGUGCAAGAUGGAUAUCAUGGCGCAGCAGCUAAAGUUUGUGGCCUGCCUCAAGAUCCUGAUGGAGGAGCUGUCGACGCUGGCCACCGGCUUCGAGGUGGAUGGCGGCCAGCUGCGCUACCAGCUGUACAUGUGGCUGGAACGCGAGGUGGAGGCACUGAAGCAGCUGUGCAACUAUUGCAGCUCCGAGCAGGUGAACGACGCGAGCGAUGCGGACGCCAACGAUACCAAGGAUAAGGACAUGAAUGCCAGCAUCUAUCCGUGCACAGAGCGACCCACACUGCACGAGAUACUCAUGCAGGACAAGCAGGACUUCGAGGCCAAGGUGAUGCGGGCCGCCAAGCGCAAGCGCUGGCUCAAAGCCAAUGAGACGCUGCUGCGAACUCUGCUCAGCUACUGUUCGCUGCAUGGCGCCAGCGGCGGCGGCUUGGCCUCUGUGCGCAUGGAGCUGGUUCUGUUGCUGCAGGAGCUGCAGCAGGAAAAGACACAGCAGCAGCUGCUCAGCCCGCUGCCCUUCCCCACCACGCUGCCGCUGCUGAGCGCCUGCGUGGCGGGCAAUAAGACAGUGAUAGCGGAUCCCAUCAAGUAUCUGCAGUCGCAGACGGUGGACAUGCUGCAGAGCAUCAUUAAGCUGAUGCCAUUCCCGGGCCUCGAGACGAGCGCCCUCAGCGAGAUCUUUGUGCUGCGCGACCUGGCCGUGGCACUCUCCUCGUGCAUCUACCAAUCGCUGUGCGAUUCGGAGAGCUUUGUGGUUAACAAUGCCACCUUCAAUGGGUAUCCCAGUCCGGGCAUCGAGAACAUAGCCAAGAUCAACUCGUCCUUCGAGUGCAGCUACCUGGUGGGCAGUCGCAACGCUUUCCACAGACGCCGCAAGUAUUCCACAGAUGAGCCGGCGGGCAUCUGCACCACGCCCUCCAAGUGGCCGGGCGUCACCAAUUUGCGUGCGCUGCUGGCGCGCGAGAAGGACGAGGAUGUGCCGAAGCUGAAUGUGCUGCUGCUCGAGUCCUUUGUAUCCACCUACAUGGCACUGUUCAUCUACUCGCUGUCCACCUGCGACAGUCGCUUGCUGUAUCGCCUCAGCGGCCAGAACUUUACGAACGACACCUGGUCGACCCUCUUUGGCGGCGGCAUGAAGAAGCUGCUGAUCAAGCCGGCUGCACAGCCGCAUGCCCACGUCCAGGCCCAGGCCCAGGCACAGGCAGCGGCUGCUGCGGCGGCUGCUGCUGGCGAGGAUGCGUCGGAUGAGAACAGCGUUUGGAAUACGGUGACAUCGAUAACGAAGCAGCGCAUGAAGCUGAAUAUGAAGAUCCUGGGCAGCUUUAGCCAGAACAGCACCUCGAGCAACAUGAAGGAGGACAAGCCCACGUACAGGGAGCAGUUUAUGCCGCCAGAGACAUCCAUGCUCUCCUACUUCCUCAUGAAGCCAACCAAUACAGAUUGCGAUGACUACGACACGGAUGAUUCGCAUGAAUCGGACGGCGAGGAGGAGGAUGAUGAUGAUGACGAUGUCAAUGUGAGCCGCAGUCAGUUGAAGCCCAAGGACAACACCGAGCACACCAAUCCCAUGUCCUACUCGUGGAGCAUCUUACGCCUGGCGCUCAUCAAGCUCAGCACCCACAAAAUUCAGGAGUUUGUCAAGGUGGCCGGCAUCGAGCUGCAGGAUCUGCCCGUCAUAAGUCCGCUGUCGCAUGAGGUGCUACGCACACUGAAUCGCUGGCAGGAGUACGCCCUGAACGAUUUGAUAAGCCGUGGCCCGCCCUCACGAAACUAUAUACCCGGCUGCUAUGCGGAGAGCGGCAUCAAUGGCCUGGCCAUACACAAGUAUCGCUCGCUGCUGAACAAGGACAACACGCCGUUCAUCUCCGGCUCGGCGGCGGGCCCCAUUCGACGGCUGUGGAACUAUCUGGUCAGGCAGGAGCCCACACAGGAGGUCUUCAUCAAGAGCAUCUUUGGCAAGAGCACCGAGAGCAGUGCGCGCAGCAGCCAUCAUCACAGCCAUCACAAUGAUAACGACACCGACGAAGGCCAAUCGCAUUCGACAAACGAGAAUACAGACCAGAUACGCAUCAUACACAAGGAUCACGAAUCGAUACUCACAUUCUGCUUGAAGAACAACAGCUCAUCGAUGAUAGCCUUUGCCAAUCCGCGCGAGAUCCAGGAGUUCGAUAUAUCGCUGCUGCUCGAGUCGCCCAAUUGGUAUGAGGAUGAGUGCGAAUAUGACAUGAUGAACAUGUCCAAAGAUGCGGACACCAACAGCUCCGCCUUUCUCAUCAUUCAAUCGCAGGAUCAGCCACAAUUUGGCACGAGCAGCGGCUACAGCGAAGCCAGUGUCAGCACGCAGAGCGCCUCACAGUCCGGCCGUGGCACAUCGAUGGUGAUGCGCCACAAGGUGGACAACGUGAAGCGCAUGAGCGCGCAUCCGCUGAUGCCGCUCUACCUGACUGGCGGCCAGGAUGGCUCCGUGCAGAUCUGGGAGUGGGGACACCAGCAGCCCGUCUGCUGUCCACGCACCUCCGGCACCUUUGCCAAGGUCACGCGCUGUCGCUUCUCCGAGCAGGGCAACAAAUUCGGCAUCGGCGAUGGCGAUGGCAAUCUGAGCCUCUGGCAAGCGGGCACAGCCUCCCAGAACAAUCGAUCCUUCAUUACCUAUCAGUGCCACAACAAGGCGCUCUCCGAUUUCGUGUUCCUCGGCUCUUGCAGUUUGUUAGCCAGCGCUGGUCAGAGUUCCGAGAACAAGAACAUUAACAUUUGGGACACACUGUUGCCGCACAAGAAGUCCUGCGUGUCGGCCUUCACGUGCCACGAUCAGGGCUCAUCCUGUCUGGUCUUUGCACCGCAGCAUCAGGUCCUCAUUUCCUGUGGCAAGCGCGGCGACGUUUGCGUAUUCGACGUGCGCCAGCGCACACUCCGGCAUCGCUAUCAGGCACACGAUAGCACCAUCAAGUGCAUUGCGCUGGAUCCGCACGAGGAGUUCUUUGUCACGGGCUCCAUUGAGGGCGACAUCAAGAUAUGGGAUAUGAACCAGUUUAUGCUGAUCAAUACGUUCCCGCAUGAACAUGCCAAAAACGGAUUCUUCAAGCACACCGGCCAGGGCGUUAGCCAGGUGUAUGUGGAUCCAUUCGGGCGUCUCUUCUCAUGUGGCUCCGAUGGCUGCAUGAAGGUGCGGCUGCUGGUCGAGAAAGAUAAUAUUGUGCACUCCGUGUAUUAGGAAGGAAAAAACUAGCAACAACUACUACAACUACUACAACAACAACAACAACAGCAACAACAACAACAAACAUAAACAUAAACAUAUUUUGUAUACUAAUUAUGUGUCCGUCGUGUCCUUUGUCUGUGUAAUCUGAAUUUCGCUUUAAAUCUUUCAAUAUAUGUACCAUGUGCUUACUGUA